Zophobas morio is the source of this 429-nucleotide messenger RNA. Its product is annotated as testis-expressed protein 11-like. NCBI's taxonomy places the organism in Eukaryota, Metazoa, Arthropoda, Insecta, Coleoptera, Tenebrionidae. The transcript has 6 exons. Bases 137 to 400 code for a protein of 87 amino acids. The record is from RefSeq and is a predicted model, not a curated record.
AGCCCAAAAUGUGAAGGUUGCAAUCUUUGCAUUAGAAAAAACUCUUAAGCAACCUAUAACGUUAAACGACGGCAGCUUUCUCCUUCAGGCUUACCGGGAAUUGAUUGAUAUCAAGUUGGCCUCGAAAGAGUAUUCUAUGGCAGAGGAGUUAAUUAUGAAAGUUCAGGAGCUCCUUAAUAAUACAGCUUUUGUUUUUCCCGAAAUUGAGGUCCAGUGGCUACUCACAAAGGCUUGGAAUACCGGAGUUCAGUUUUAUAGCUCAUUAGAGUUCAAGCUUGCCGAGUCUUGGUGUCGCCUCGCUCUUUCUCUAGUCGAAAAUUUAAAAACUUUGAAGCAUAAUUACCAAGACCAACUUAACACCUACUUUGCUAAAAUUAUCAACGCCAAAUUUGAAGUGUAAGAUUACAGCUCUUACUUUAAUAAAGGCUU